Molecule: messenger RNA, 3099 nt
Organism: Hyalella azteca
Lineage: Eukaryota; Metazoa; Arthropoda; Malacostraca; Amphipoda; Hyalellidae
Gene: Pcyt2
Product: choline-phosphate cytidylyltransferase A
Exons: 6
Coding region: 1-1086 (361 amino acids)
Biological process (GO): CDP-choline pathway
Molecular function (GO): choline-phosphate cytidylyltransferase activity; phosphatidylcholine binding
Source: RefSeq, a predicted model, not a curated record
AUGCUGCAGACGAUCUUCAGACCAGCGCCGUUCAGCCACGACGCGGAGGCGACGAUCUUCAGACCAGCGCCGUUCAGCCACGACGCAGAGGCUGUACGUGAGCGCGAACAGUGCGAGUAUCACCGCAUCUCUCAGACGGACGCUGCGGCGGGCAGGACGAGACGCCCUGUACGCGUCUACGCUGAUGGCAUCUACGACCUCUUCCAUCAGGGCCAUGCCAGGCAACUCAUGCAGGCCAAGAAUGUCUUCCCCAAUGUCUACCUGCUUGUGGGCGUUUGCAGCGACGCUCUGACACACUCGCGCAAGGGGCGCACGGUCAUGUCGGAGGCUGAGCGCUACGAGGCCGUGCGGCACUGUCGCUACGUCGACGAAGUCGUGCCGGACGCGCCCUGGACGCUUGAUGACGACUUCCUUCUUAAACAUAAGAUCGACUUCGUGGCGCACGACGACAUCCCCUACACGACGGGGUCGAGCCAGGACGUGUACGCGCACAUCAAAGAGCGCGGGAUGUUCGUCACGACGGAGAGGACGGAGGGCGUCUCCACCAGCGACGUUGUCUCCAGGAUUGUUAAAGAUUAUGACGUCUACGUCAGGAGAAACCUGGCCAGGGGAUAUAGUGCAAAAGAACUUAACGUCGGCUUCAUAAACGAGAAGCGUUACAGACUUCAGAACAAGAUGGACGACCUGAAGAAGAAGGGCAAGGACUUUAUAUACGCAGAACUUGAGCGUCGCAGCGAAGUCCUGGCGAAGUGGGAAGAAAAAAGCCGCGACUUUAUCGACGCGUUCCUUAUGAUGUUUGGGCGCGAGGGCAGACUGACGCAGUACCUGGUGGAGAAGAAAGACUCGGUCUUGCAUGCUAUAUCGCCCCCCACCUCGCCCAGGGUCUCGCCUGAACACUCGCCUGCCUCCUCGUCUGAUGAUCUCAGCAGUCCGCCCGCAAAAAGCAGUCGCAGGGAGCGAAGCAAGACGAGCGCUCGCUCGACGUCGCGCAGCCAGGCCGCCGCCGCCGCCGCCCAGAACGACUUCUCGGACUCUGAAGAAGAGAUCAUCCUCGCCAAGCCCACGGGACGGCGCAGCUUGCGAUAAUGACCGUUACCUUUGCAUCAUAGUCUUCGAUAAUCUUAGGCCAAUCAUAGGCCAAUUGAUGGCCAAUCAUAGGCCAAUUGAUGGCCAAUCAUAGGCCAAUUGAUGGCCAAUCAUAGGCCAAUUGAUGGCCAAUCAUAGGCCAAUUGAUGGCUAAUCAUAGGCCAAUUGAUGGCUAAUCAUAGGCCAAUUGAUGGUCAAUCAUAGGUCAAUUGAUGGUCAAUAUUAGGCCAAUUGUUGGCCAAUCAUAGGCCAAUUGAUGGCCAAUCAUAGGUCAAUUGAUGGCCAAUCAUAGGCCAAUUGAUGGCCAAUCAUAGGACCAAUUGAUGGUCAAUCAUAGGCCAAUUGAUGGUCAAUCAUAGGUCAAUUGAUGGUCAAUCAUAGGCCAAUUGUUGGUCAAUCAUAGGCCAAUUGAUGGCCAAUCAUAGGUCAAUUGAUGGCCAAUCAUAGGUCAAUUGAUGGCUAAUCAUAGGCCAAUUGAUGGCCAAUAAUAGGCCAAUUGAUGGCCAAUCAUAUGCCAAUUGAUGGCCAAUCUUAGGCCAAUUGAUGGCCAAUCAUAGGCCAAUUGAUGGCCAAUCAUAGGCCAAUUGAUGGCCAAUCAUAGGCCAAUCAUAGGCCAAUCAUAGGCCAAUUGAUGACCAAUCAUAGGCCAAUUGAUGGCCAAUCAUGGGCCAAUUGAUGGCCAAUCAUAGGCCAAUUGAUGGCAUAGCCAAUCUUUGAUGAUUGGCCGUGCCAUCGCUAACCAACAUCGUGUUUGAUUACUAGUGCAGCGUCGUGCUGAUUCGUGUUGAGUCGUGCUAAGUCAUGCUCAGUUGUGCUAAGUCGUGCUCAGUCGUGCUCAGUCGUGCUGAGUCGUGCUGAGUCGUGCUGAGUCGUGCUAAGUCGUGCUGGGUCGUGCUAAGUCGUGCUAAGUCGUGCUAAGUCGUGCUAAGUCGUGCUGAGUCGUGCUGAGUCGUGCUCAGUCGUGCUCAGUCGUGCUAAGUCGUGCUCAGUCGUGCUGAGUCGUGCUAAAUUCGUGCUAAGUCGUGCUCAGUCGUGCUAAGUCGUGCUAAGUCGUGCUGAGUCGUGCUAAGUUCGUGCUAAGCUGUGCUGAGUCGUGCUAAGUCGUGCUGAGUUGUACUAAGUCGUACUGAGUCGUGCUAAGUCGUGCUGAGUCGUGCUAAGUCGUGCUGAGUCGUGUUCAGUCGUGCUAAGUCGUGCUGAGUCGUGUUAAGUCGUGCUCAGUCGUGCUAAGUCGUACUAAGUCGUGCUGGGUCGUGCUCAGUCAUGCUAAGUGGUGCUCAGUCGUGCUGAGUCAUGCUUAGUCGUGCUAAGUCGUGCUUACCAAGUGUCGAGCUGUCCUUCGUCAUUGUAUGCUCCUGCCAAAAACUAAUUUUGUGGGUUGUGUUGUGCUAAAAUAUUCCAUUCUAAUUUACUGUCGCUACUGCUGCCCAUUGACGUAAAAAAACUUCUUGUAAAUCUUGAAAGAAACAUUUUUGUGUAGAUAUAUUUAAUUCCAAAGCAACACCCAUUUGGGAAUUGUUGCCUUCGAAAUAAAUGAUUCUAUAUACCGUAUACUAAUUCUGAAGUCGUUUUGAAACAGAAUGCCGUCUAAAGUGAAUAGUAAUUCAAUCGCAUUUUCUAGGACUUAGAUAAUAAUAACUGUGGACGAUACUCUUAUUUCCAAUGAUAACUUUAUUUAUUUUUAGCGCUAAAUAUGACAACUAUCAUAUUAGGAUAUUAUGUUACAAUAAAAAAUACGUGGAAGGGAAUUACUUAAGUAAACGUUAGGUUCACAUUAUCCAGUCAAGUUUUAUUUGACUCUGCAUUCUUGUAGCUACCGAAUGAAUAAGUUUUUCAUUCAGAGACAUCGCGUGGUACAGAAAAUUUUAUGUCUAGGCAGCCCAUAAGAAACCUUGUGAUUUUUUCAUUCAGAGACAUCGUAGGUACAGUAAAUUCUAUGUCUAGGCAGCCCAUAAGAAACCUUGUGAUUUUUUCAUUCAGAGACAUCGUAGGUAUUGUACAGAAAAUUUUAUG